Molecule: messenger RNA, 1534 nt
Organism: Vitis riparia (riverbank grape)
Lineage: Eukaryota; Viridiplantae; Streptophyta; Magnoliopsida; Vitales; Vitaceae
Product: protein STRICTOSIDINE SYNTHASE-LIKE 5-like
Exons: 4
Coding region: 104-1243 (379 amino acids)
Biological process (GO): biosynthetic process
Molecular function (GO): strictosidine synthase activity
Source: RefSeq, a predicted model, not a curated record
UUUUUUAAAUCAAGCAGGUUUGCCCUCUUCACUGCUUUACUCCUACAGGUUGCUGGUCCGUUUUCAUCUUCUUCUUCUUCUGUCAUUAAGUUCGGCGCCACCAAUGGCAGACUCAACGCCUUCUCAGAGUAGCAUGGAUCGGAGAAGCUCAUCGAGGCCUUUGGGUCUUCUCACUUUGAUCUUGGCUCCAGUUGCAGCAGCCAUGCUUCUCUACCAACUCGACCCCUAUGACCCAGCUCCUGUCCCCAUCCACGAGUUUUCACAGCAACCCAUGGUCGUGCCCAAGCUCAACCCUCGCAUGCUACAAGGAUCGGAGAUGAUUGGGGUUGGGAAGCUUUUGAGUCCAGAGGACAUUGCCUAUCAUCCCGACUCACACCUCAUCUACACCGGUUGUGAUGAUGGCUGGGUCAAGCGAAUCACCUUGAACGAUUCCAUGGUACAGAACUGGGCUUUCACCGGAGGACGACCCCUCGGCGUGGCUCUCGGCCGCCACGGUCAGCUUGUUGUCGCUGAUGCCGAAAAGGGUCUAUUGGAGGUAACUGCAGACGGUAUGGUGAAGACGUUGACCGAUGAGGCUGAGGGUCUAAAAUUCAAACUAACUGAUGGUGUGGAUGUGGCGUUUGAUGGCAUGAUUUAUUUUACAGAUGCUUCCUAUAAAUAUGGCUUGAAAGAACAUAUUCACGACAUUUUGGAGGGUAGGCCCCAUGGUAGACUAAUGAGUUUUGACCCAUCAACUAAAGAGACCAAAGUGCUGGUUCGCGACCUGUUCUUCGCUAAUGGAGUUGUCAUCUCACCUGAUCAAAAUUCUGUGAUAGUAUGUGAAAGUGUCAUGAAAAGGUGCUUAAAAUACCACAUACAAGGUGAAAAAAAAGGAUCGGUGGACAAGUUCAUCGAUAAUUUACCAGGUCCACCUGACAAUAUCCUAUACGAUGGCGAAGGACAUUAUUGGAUUGCAUUGGCUAUGGGAAACUCAUUGGCUUGGGAUUUGGCAUUGAAAUAUCCUUGGAUCCGAAAGGUUGUGGCAAUCAUGGAGAGAUACAAAGUAAGGCCUCAUAUAGAGAAAAAUGGAGGGGUUUUGGCUGUUGAUUUGGAAGGAAAACCAACCGCAUAUUAUCAUGAUCCUGGUUUGUCAGAGGUUUCAAGUGGAGUGAAGAUCGGGAAUUAUUUAUAUUGCGGUUCCAUUGCAAAACCCUACAUGAUCCGCCUUGAUCUUCAUCAACAUGUUGCACGUGCCACCAUGUGACUGAGCAAGUGGCCCUUGUCGAAAUCAUGGAGAUGCAAAGAAAAAACUCUAAUUAAGGAAAGUCGACAUGCAGAUUAUAGAAGAGUUUAUAGAAGAUUGUCCUAAUGACAAUGGAGGAAGGCUAUGGUAUGACACGGAUCAACUACCAAACUUCCUCAUAGAAAUGUUGUGUGAGGUUGAAUUGAUUGUAAAUCCUAUGAAUUGCAAUGGUUGAUUGGCUGCAAAUCGUAUGAUAGUUGUUUAUAGUCAUUUUCAUAGUUCAAAUCCCAUAAAUUUCAUUAAAUCCGGCAA